AUGAUGGAAAUAGCAACUGACUUGAAGAAAAAAUAUAAUGGAAAAAUGGUAAAAUGGAAUGGUACAGAGUUCAGUUCGAGCCCCAACACCAACUACAUUUCAAUUCCAUUGAAUGAUGACUUCGUAAUUGCUGUAUAUGUAACUACUCAUAGUGAGGACGGAUGGGGUUCGCAAAUUGUGAUGAAAACAAUGCCCAAUGAUGAAUUCAUUCCAGCAGAAGAUUUCUCUGAAGACAAAACGCUUAUAAAAAUUGAAGCUCCUGAAUAUCCCGGACAAAUGUUUAUUGUUUUUAUUCUUCUUUGGAUUCUGCUUUCUUUCGGCUUUUUCGUAUUUUUACACCACACCCACAACUGA
Caenorhabditis remanei is the source of this 354-nucleotide messenger RNA. RefSeq lists its product as uncharacterized. Lineage: Eukaryota; Metazoa; Nematoda; Chromadorea; Rhabditida; Rhabditidae. The record is from RefSeq and is a predicted model, not a curated record. The coding region runs from base 1 to 354 and encodes 117 amino acids. The transcript has 2 exons.